Verticillium nonalfalfae is the source of this 204-nucleotide messenger RNA. RefSeq lists its product as uncharacterized. Lineage: Eukaryota; Fungi; Ascomycota; Sordariomycetes; Glomerellales; Plectosphaerellaceae. The transcript is spliced from 3 exons. The record is from RefSeq and is a predicted model, not a curated record. The coding region runs from base 1 to 204 and encodes 67 amino acids.
AUGAAGCUCAUUUCUGCAACAGGCCUGGCUCUCUUCGUCAGCUUCGGCUUCUCUCUACCUUCAAUGAUGAAGACUACCUGCCAAUUGGGCAGCAUUGGGCCUGCCAAUGCGGGAAAUGCAGCCUGUAGCGCUUCUUGUUUUGUUCAGCACGGCAACAUCCACGGUGGACACUGCAAUGAAAACGCUGUGUGCGUUUGCAACUAG